Emiliania huxleyi CCMP1516 is the source of this 546-nucleotide messenger RNA. RefSeq lists its product as hypothetical. NCBI's taxonomy places the organism in Eukaryota, Haptophyta, Isochrysidales, Noelaerhabdaceae. Gene Ontology annotation, biological process: coenzyme A biosynthetic process. The record is from RefSeq and is a predicted model, not a curated record. Gene Ontology annotation, cellular component: cytosol. Bases 1 to 546 code for a protein of 181 amino acids. Gene Ontology annotation, molecular function: ATP binding; pantothenate kinase activity. The transcript is spliced from 4 exons.
AUGGCGCCCGAGGGCGGGUCUCUUCAGCGCGGUGUGCGCGCGGCAGGCGGGAUCGGCGUCCGGCUCGACCUCUCGCUCGACGUCGACUGCAUGCUCUCGGGGCUCAACUUCCUGCUGCACCAGCUGCCUCGGCGCCGGAGCGCCUACCGCGCCGCCGUCGAGGGGGGAUACGCCGCCGACUACAUCUACGUCUCCGUCUCGACUGAGACGGUCGUCCUCGAGGCGAAGAGCGGCGCAGGCGGUCGGCCAACCUUCCGGCGGCUCGGCGCGUCGAGUGUCGGCGGCGCCACCUUUUGGGGCCUGGUGCGGCUGCUGACUGCUUGCGAGACGUUCGACGAGGCGGCGGGCGGCGAUGCGGAGGCGCCGCAGCCCUGGACACGCGUCCAGCGGCCCGUCCGCCCGCCGCGACAGGUGAUACGCCUGACGGAGAUGGAGGGCGCCUGCUCCACCAACGUCGACAUGCAGGUGGGCGACAUCUACGGCAAGGCUGCAGCCUCGAGCCGCGGACUCGGCCUCAAGUCGGAGGCGAGUGGGAGCCCGAGCUGA